This is a messenger RNA of Mustela erminea (ermine), 5232 nucleotides long. It is a transcript of the gene STRN, whose product is annotated as striatin. Gene Ontology annotation, cellular component: dendrite. NCBI's taxonomy places the organism in Eukaryota, Metazoa, Chordata, Mammalia, Carnivora, Mustelidae. The coding region runs from base 241 to 2667 and encodes 808 amino acids. Gene Ontology annotation, molecular function: protein-containing complex binding; protein phosphatase 2A binding; calmodulin binding. The transcript has 19 exons. The record is from RefSeq and is a predicted model, not a curated record.
CGCUUCUCGACGCCGAGCCCCGCGACUACAUUUCCCAGCAAGCCGCGGGCCGCCCGCGCGCCGCAGUUGACCCAUUUCCCGGCCCGUCCCGGGCUCGGCCGGCCCCCGCGCCCAGGCGGCUGCUCCCUGCUGACUGGGGUGUGGGCGGGGAGCGGCGGAGGCAGGAGGAGGCGCUGCUGGCCGCCGCCGUUGCCUCCGCUGCUGGGCGCCUGGGCAGCUCCCGGGGUUUCUGCGGCCGCCAUGGACGAGCAGGCGGGUCCCGGUGUCUUCUUCAGCAACAACCACCCGGGCGCCGGCGGUGCCAAGGGUCUCGGGCCUCUGGCGGAGGCUGCCGCGGCGGGCGACGGGGCGGCUGCGGCGGGGGCGGCGCGAGCCCAAUACAGCCUCCCUGGGAUCCUGCACUUCCUGCAGCAUGAGUGGGCCCGCUUCGAGGUGGAGAGAGCCCAGUGGGAGGUGGAGCGGGCGGAGCUGCAGGCCCAGAUUGCUUUCCUUCAGGGGGAAAGAAAGGGUCAAGAAAUUUUGAAGAAAGAUCUUGUGAGGAGGAUCAAAAUGCUGGAGUACGCUCUUAAACAGGAAAGAGCCAAAUACCACAAGUUGAAAUAUGGAACAGAAUUGAAUCAGGGAGAUAUGAAGCCGCCAAGCUAUGAUUCUGAUGAAGGUAAUGAAACAGAGGUACAGCCACAGCAAAACAGCCAGUUAAUGUGGAAACAAGGUCGACAACUACUCAGACAGUAUCUACAGGAGGUGGGUUACACAGAUACCAUUCUAGAUGUGAAAUCUAAACGAGUACGAGCUUUGUUGGGCUUUUCAAGUGAUGUCACUGACAGGGAAGAUGACAAAAAUCAGGAUUCAGUUAUAAAUGGCACAGAGGCCGAAGUUAAAGAGACGGCAAUGAUUGGAAAAUCCGAGUUAACAGAUUCUGCCUCUGUGCUGGAUAAUUUCAAAUUCCUUGAAAGUGCAGCUGCAGAUUUCAGUGAUGAAGAUGAAGAUGAUGACAUUGAUGGAAGAGAGAAAAGCAUCAUUGAUACUUCAACGAUUGUUAGGAAAAAAGCAUUGCCUGAUAGCAGUGAAGAUCGAGAUACAAAAGAAGCUCUAAAGGAGUUUGACUUCUUGGUUACAUCAGAGGAAGGAGACAAUGAGUCUAGAAGUGCGGGUGAUGGAACAGAAUGGGAAAAGGAAGACCAGUGUCUCAUGCCUGAAGCCUGGAAUGUGGACCAGGGAGUAAUUACCAAACUCAAGGAACAAUACAAAAAGGAGAGAAAGGGGAAAAAGGGGGUGAAGAGAAAAACUACCGAAGAUCUGUUUCAGCCUCUAUCCUAUAUAAAACAGUCAAAACAGGGAUGUGGGAGAAUGAAGAACCAAAGCUCAGGGCCCAAUAGGUCAAAACUACAAGAUAUGCUUGCUAAUUUGAGAGAUGUUGAUGAACUUCCCUCAUUGCAGCCAUCUGUGGGUUCACCUUCCAGACCCACCAGCUCCAGGCUUCCUGAACAUGAAAUAAAUAGGGCGGAUGAAGUAGAAGCAUUGACCUUUCCUCCUUCUUCUGGGAAAUCCUUCAUCAUGGGAGCAGAUGAAGCCCUUGAAAGUGAACUGGGACUUGGAGAAUUGGCAGGCCUUACAGUGGCCAAUGAAGCAGAUUCACUAACUUAUGAUAUAGCAAACAAUAAAGAUGCAUUAAGGAAGACAUGGAACCCUAAGUUUACAUUACGAAGUCACUUUGAUGGCAUUCGAGCCCUUGCUUUCCACCCCAUUGAGCCUGUUUUGAUAACAGCAUCAGAGGAUCACACAUUAAAAAUGUGGAAUUUGCAGAAAACAGCCCCAGCCAAAAAGAGUACUUCUCUUGAUGUGGAGCCCAUCUAUACAUUCAGGGCUCAUAAAGGUCCAGUGCUUUGUGUGGUAAUGAGCAGCGAUGGUGAGCAGUGCUACAGUGGCGGCGCUGACGGGCUGAUCCAGGGCUGGAAUACCACCAACCCCAACAUCGAUCCCUAUGACUCCUAUGAUCCUUCUGUUUUAAGAGGCCCUCUUCUAGGCCACACCGAUGCCGUCUGGGGCUUGGCUUACAGUGCAGCACAUCAGCGCUUAUUGUCGUGUUCAGCAGAUGGCACUCUCCGUUUAUGGAGUACAACUGAGGUUGCUCCAGCCCUAAGUGUAUUUAACGAUAAUCAAGAGUUGGGAAUCCCUGCCUCUGUGGAUCUCGUGAGCAGUGAUCCGAGCCAUAUGGUAGCAUCAUUCAGCAAAGGAUAUACAAGCAUCUUUAACAUGGAAACACAGCAGCGCAUUCUCACUCUAGAAUCUAACCUAGAUUCAACCAACUCUUCCUGCCAAAUAAAUAGAGUCAUCAGCCAUCCCACUCUUCCCAUUAGCAUCACAGCUCAUGAAGACAGGCAUAUCAAAUUCUACGAUAACAAUACAGGCAAACUCAUCCACUCCAUGGUAGCCCACCUAGAAGCUGUUACAAGUCUAGCAGUCGAUCCUAAUGGCUUGUACUUGAUGUCUGGCAGUCAUGACUGUUCAAUACGUUUAUGGAACCUAGAAAGUAAGACGUGUAUCCAAGAGUUCACAGCUCAUCGGAAAAAAUUUGAAGAAUCAAUUCAUGAUGUAGCUUUCCACCCAUCCAAAUGCUAUAUAGCCAGUGCUGGGGCUGAUGCACUGGCUAAAGUCUUUGUAUGACACAAUGCAUCAUCUUCACCUUCUAGCUCUUUAUAAAUAAUCAACUGCACAAAAAGAGAUACAGAAGACCAGGGCAAGAAUCAGCCUGUCUUGCCCUUUUGUUCUGCUGAAGGAGCACAGAGAACAUUUGUUAAAGUAUAGUUUUGCAAUUCGUAUACUGUUUUCUAAAACUGAGGUUUGUUCAGGUUGCUGCAAGCUCAGCUGAAUCUAUGAGCCUGAAAACGGUUUCAAAUUUUCCCCCAAAUAGGAGCUUUUAUUUCUGAGUUUGUUCUAAUUCGCUAGGCAGGCCUGAGCGAACAUAAGUUUAGCUUGUCCCUCUUGAGUAAAUAGGGCACGCUAUACAGGACAAUUAAAAAGCUUGAUGACUGGGAAUGAGUGGAGGAAGAACAGAAAUUUAGACCUAGUUCUCCCCUGAGAAAUCUUGUUAAACACAUUAGGUAGUCAAAACAAUAAUCUUGACCAUAUCUGCUGUACUAACCCCUAAGUGCAUAAGGACCAGGCAGUGUUCAAAUGAGAUUUUAAUUUAGCUCUUCUUUCAUCUGUGCACAUAAAGCACCUGGCAAAGCAUUUUACCUGUUAAAGAAAAAAAAAUGCAAUAAUAUGUUAAAUAUAUUAUUAUUCAGAAAUACAAACAAAUAUUUAGUUUGUAAGCAGAUUUCUAUAUUGUAUUACAUUUUUGAAAAUAGAUUUGGUAUCAUUGUAAAGUUUAGCUGUCAAAAUCAGUCAUCAUUAUGAAUAGUUGGUAGAGUCUGCUUUUACUAAAAGAUUUAACUUAUUCAGGUUUGAGAUUCUGUUUAUUUUUAAGGGCAAGCAGGGCAUAUCUUUAUAAUAAUUUCUGUUAAUUUUAAAAAUUCACUUUAUUCAUGUGAUAUUUAUAAUACCAGAGUGGUUAUCUCAUAUUGAUGAAAUCUUACCUUUCAGUGGUUUGAAAAGACAGAAGUUAUCUGUGAGUACUCAUUUGUCAAAACCCACAUAUCAUGCUUCAGAUGACCUCUUGCUCUUUCUUUGUCUCUCAUACUCAAAUUAUCUGACAUCUACUGAAAAGAGUUUAUAAUUAUUAUGUUUUAACAGCCCAGAGGGUUUGGUUAAUGUCAGGCAGCUGCUUUUGCCGUACUAAAUAAAGCCAACUAUUUUGUACCCCAGAAGUCCUCCAUUGAUAUAUCCAAGAAGGGGAAUCCCCCUGGAAAUCUGGAUGGAAGAGUUCAGUGCAUAACCAUAAGCUAAAGAGUUCUCUUUCUCUCUUCCUCCACCUACGCCUCCUCCAUUCUUUAAUUGGAAUACACAGCAUGUUUUAAUAGGCAGUGUAUCAGUGUUGUUUCUGGGGAAACAGCUAUCAUAAAGAACCAGGCUUCCCUGAGCUCACCUCGCCCAUGGCCCACAUGUGGCAGCUCUUGGGAUUCCCAUGACCCCACUCUUUGCACUUGAUGUAUAGACCUUAUCCCUACAACUGUCUCCCUGUCUUUACAGUCUCUUGUUUGCCACAAAUGUCAGAGACCAAUGUAGAAAUUAGAAAUAAAUACUAAUGCCCGAUGUUUCAGCAAAAUGUAUAUGUAAUAGUUCUCAGAUUUAAAAAAAUCCAUAUCCAUAAAUAUUUUAACCUUUUAAUAUAAUUCCUACAUUCCUAUCCCCACAUAUUCCAUUGUCAUAACAACACUUCGGAUGAUAUGUGAUCUACUCCUUGAAAAUGUAUUCUUGUGAUAUGGAUAUCAAUUGACAAUUUUUCUUUAAAAUUUCUGUUUUCUGCCUCUAGAGUUUUGCAGUAUACAGGCAAAUUUUCUUUAAAGAUGUGUGCUAGAUUUGCCGAUAGAUAUACAGAUAUGCUUUAAUAUUUUGACACAGCUACCUUGUCUUUACUCUGUGCUUUGGUUAACAGUGGGCUCAAGGGACUCCUUUGUAUAAUCAAAUGACUUGACCUGGACUUGCGCUACCAGGUGAUUGUUUAUAUUAUUCCCAUGCAGAUACAGAAUUCCACAUUUUGUUUGGUUCAUUCCUUUUUUGGUUCUUCAGUGAGUGAAAAAAUGGUGUUGCUGACCUAACAUUUAUAGAAGGAUACUGGAAAAUUCCAGUCAGGUGCCCUUACUUGGAGUGUUUAUGACAGAUGAAGAGAUUGUUCUACCAGUUACUACUUUAAUUACCUCCCAAGGUCUUCAGUGCCUGCUUCACUUUUGUCACUGAGAUUCUCAAAACCAAGACAUUCUCUUCCCCUGCAUUUUAUACCUCAUGGUUGAAAUUUUUCUGUUAGUGAAAAAUGACCCAUGAGAUAUGUAGACUGUAGUGCAGAUGAUGGAACUGUUGAAAGUUCUUUAGCAAGCCAGUGCCGUGCCGUUGGAAACUGUACACAGAAACAGAGAUUCUUCUCUACUAGCACUGUGUGAUCUCAGCCUAGAAAUGAGCCAAAGCUGUCUUCCAACCCGAUAGAAGCAUAGACAUGUGUCUGAUUUCCCCCCCAGCCUAUCGAAAAUUUAAUGAAAAUCCACAAAAUGAACAAAUUCAAGAUUCAAACCAUCAUUGAAAUGCUUUCAUAGUGCUUGGUUUGUAAAUAUUUCGGAUGAAAUAUAUUGGAUA